Molecule: messenger RNA, 1188 nt
Organism: Lutzomyia longipalpis
Lineage: Eukaryota; Metazoa; Arthropoda; Insecta; Diptera; Psychodidae
Product: glutathione peroxidase-like
Exons: 1
Coding region: 121-633 (170 amino acids)
Biological process (GO): response to oxidative stress
Molecular function (GO): glutathione peroxidase activity
Source: RefSeq, a predicted model, not a curated record
CUUUAGUCUCACCUUGUCCCUUGUCGCGAGGAGUGACACCUCCUGAACUCACAGCCAGAACCUCUUGGAAGCACACAGUGAAAAUUCUAUAUAAUUUCAAUUUCCUCCGACUUUGCGGAAAUGAAAAAUUCCAAGCUUGGCGAUGCCUCAACAGCGAGGAAUCUCUACGAUUUCUCAGCAUACGACUUCGAGGGGAAUCUCGUGAGUUUAGCCGAGUACGCAGGGAAGGUAGUAGUGAUUGUGAAUGUGGCAACAAAGUGUCUUCAUGCAGAGAAGCAUUUCAGGGAAUUUGCGUACCUGGCAAAGAAGUACCGAGACAAGGAAGGACUUCGCAUCAUUGCCUUUCCAUGCGAUCAAUUUGUGAGUGAGCAUCGCGAUGCCAAUGAUGACUUUGAGUGCCUCAUGGACAUGGCAGAGCCACCGUGUGACUUCUUUGCCAAAGUGGACGUAAACGGAAGCAACAUGCAUCCACUGUGGCAGUGGCUGAAGAAGAAGACUCACUCUGUAGGGGUUAAUUUCAUCAUGUGGAACUUUACGAAAUUCAUUGUGGAUAGAAAUGGGUAUCCUGUGGAGCGAUUUUCGCCAAAUACGAGCCCCAUGGAGAUGGAGAAUCUGCUUCUUAGAUUGUUUUAAUUCAACUGCGUGAUGCUGAUUCUAAAUUACUUUGCAACUUUUUUCUCUUCUUCUUCUAAAAGCUUCUUAGAGAGAUCUUUUGCACAUAAUUCGAAUAUACAUUGUUGUACAAUUAGAGGGGCUAUUUUGGAUGAGUUAUGAAUUUUUAUCUCCGGAAAUUUAAUACAAAAAUUGGAAUUUUGUUCAAAUAACGGAAUAAAUAAUUAUGAUUAAGUCUUUAGCAUAAAAAUUUGAUGAUAUUCUUUGUAAAUUUUAAUAUUGAAUUUUUUAUUCAAUAUGCUUGUUAUUUUAUGAUUAAGGGUUGGGUUUUAUUGUACAUUUUUAAAACUAAAAAUAAGAGAAUAAAAAAAAAUUAUGAAACAAAAUCUAAAGGUUCUAAGUAAUCUGCGAAAGUUUUAUUGAAGGCAUGGAUUGAUUGGUUUUACUUCGUUUAGAACCUUUAAAUAUAAACAAAAUUCUUUUUAACAAUUUUUAUCUUUUUCUACACUUUUUAAUCUUUCAAAUGUAAAAAAAAUUGUUAAUUUAAGAUAAAUCUUCAUUGAAUAAAAUUACUUU